AUGAUCAUGUUCUUGCAUAUCCACAUCGCUCUUCUGGGCGUCUUGGCGAGGACCGUCUCGGCCUAUCCACACUACAACAGCAAUAGCAACACCAAGCUUGUAACGCAGCACGUCUCUUAUACGACGGAGACUGUGAGUAAGCUGACCACGUACUGCCCCUCGCCCACCACAAUCGUUCAGAAUCACAAGACCUAUGUUGUCACGAAACCUACCACCCUGACUAUCACCGACUGCCCUUGCACGGUGACAAAGCCUUUGAAGCACCCGGAGACAACUGGUGUCCGUGAUCCUCCCAAAUCCAGACCACCCAAAGGCCCAGAGGAUGGGAUCAUCACCAAAGUCCGACGCAAGGGCCUACUCCACCUCAGGGACAACCUCAGGGACAACCUCAGGGACAACCUCAGGGACAACCUCAGGGACAACCUCAGGGACAACCUCAGGGACAACCUC
Molecule: messenger RNA, 450 nt
Organism: Emericellopsis cladophorae
Lineage: Eukaryota; Fungi; Ascomycota; Sordariomycetes; Hypocreales; Bionectriaceae
Exons: 2
Biological process (GO): fungal-type cell wall organization
Cellular component (GO): fungal-type cell wall
Molecular function (GO): structural constituent of cell wall
Source: RefSeq, a predicted model, not a curated record